AUAAAAUAAAUCUAGUUACAUAGUUAAAAUGCAAUAACAUGCGUUUUCCUGCUUAUGGUACGAGUAACUGAGUCAGUUUUGAAAAAGAAAAAAGAAAACUUCAUAGAAAAUGCUUGAAAAAUAGUGACAUACUCAAGAGCAUGUUAUAAGGCGAGGUAGACAGCCACAAACUAGUCUAAGAAGUCUGUUCCGUCUUGUACUUUUUAGACUUUUUUUAAUUAGGAAUGUCAAGUAACAAACAUGUCGAGAAUUACAACAUUUAUGAGAGAAAGGUCAUGAAAAAAACCUAUUGCACAACUGCAAGUCUGCACAGGAUGUGCAGCAAAAAAAACAACAAAAAAAAACCACUGGCUGAGUCGAUAACAUGUGACACACUGAAGCUGUUGUUUUAAAGUGUCAAGCCGGUGCCAUUUUCUCCUACAGUUCACUGCAAAACAGCUCCAUAAAAACUGACUUUGACCAAAGUUUGCUCUUGAUAACUGCUACUCUUUAUCACAGUCCGUACUGGGCCCAGUGGGUGUCCCAGCAGCAUUUUAAACUGGGAGUUUUAAGGCUAAACAGAGCUAACAAGAAUACAACUCGCAGUGCAAAACAGAAAGAAAUGCCACAGUCUUCCUUAAACACCAAUAUCCCGAAAACCUCAUGUAAUGUAUAGUUUCUGUUUCACACAUUCUUUCACUUUCAUUUGUAUACAUUCAGGGCUUUAAUUUGCUUUCACUUUCAAAACAAGGCAGCACUGGACAAACAACAUGGACUAUUCUUUAGCUUGAUCUGCAAACAUGAAGGACAACUUAUAUCUGGCCUUUAAGAUCCAGCAAGUACCAGUGCACAGGAGGGGUCUCCAGUAACCAUGAAGGAACCACAGGGAACACUCCUGCAGGACAUAUUUUAAGUUCAUACACUUGACACUCCUUAGCCCACUGAUUCCCCACCUUUCCAAAAUGAUCCUUCUGACUUCUUCCAUACUCCCAGAAUUCCAAAAGUACCUCCUUUGUGGGAUGUGCGUCACCAUGACCACCAAGAUGAACCCAGUAAUUCACAGACACUUGCGUCCUCCUAAGAUCUAGGGGCAUUUCUCCCAUCUCCACCUGUAGGGCACUGACUGGAGACGUUUUAAAAGCUCCACAGCACACUCCAAGGGCUUCCGAUUGCAGAACAUCCAAACGUCUCAACACAGAAGGAGCUGCUGAACACCCAUAAUCGAAGACCGAUCUAAUUAAUGCCUGACAUGAUAAAUGGCUUGAAAGCGGCCAGCAAAUGCAGAGCUAUGGCUAGUGCUGUGCAGAAAAGCAUCUAUGCACGUUUUUCCAGGUAAGUAACCAUGACGGAAUCUACAUGCUACAAGGAACAAACAGAAACUUCAUGAUGAACCCAGCCCGUGAGUGGAUAGGAGAAUGACACAAUUGGAGAGGCUAUGCCUUUGUUAUGACUGUCACUUGUACCUUGUUUAGCUAAGCUAAUUGUGGAAUGACAAAUAAAGAAAUGCUUGAAACACAGUAUAAAAGCUGACCUCCAAGAUCAAGAUGCACUGGUGUCUGAUUACAGCACUCUGUAAAGGUAAGUGGCUUCUAUAGAAGAAGCCUCGGAAACCAUAACUUUGGAAAAACAGACCGUAACAAAGUCAAAAGAUAUUAAAUAUAUAUUGACAAAUAACAAUGCUUCUAGAAGAAAAUUGUUUGGAUAGAUGAAACAAAAUGAGAAUCUUUUGAUAAGUGAAAUUACGUUUUUGCUCACAGAAAAUAAUAAAGUAAAAAUAAAUGCACAGCAUGGAGAUGAAGAAAAGAAGAGUGAUAUCAGAUGUGUAUCAGCUCGUUCUGAAGAAAGACAUGCAGUGUCAUAAUCACAGGACAUGGUUGCACAAACAGGAUAAUGACAUGCAUCUAAAAACAGACAUGAAAUAAGCAGAAUCUCACAGGCAUUUGGCAAAUGUGAUCCAUUAAGCCUGAGAGGAGGUGACAAGUGUUCUGAAGAAGACUCACACGAUGGUGAGAAGUGUACAUGUCUGAUAAACGGCUUCAAAACACACUGCUGUGUGGUCGCUGAUUGAUGCUUAUGGUUUGCUUGUUUAAGGAACAACAAGCGCUGACAAACAUACACUGCCACAAUGUGUGUGUGUGCUCAUGGUCUUAAAGAAGACAAGAACUGGAGGCCUUGUCAUUGCAAGCUGAUAUAACGUUGCUUCUCCGUCACAUCAUCAUUCAUGUUGGUUGGUGAAUGAUUGCAGUGGUGUAGCAUUGUCUGGCAAUGGUAAACACAAACACUGAUAGCUAAUUUGUAAUUCCAUUUAUAUUACAAUAGAAGCUCUGCCGUUAGAUAUAAAGUGCAAGUAUGAGAAGCUAGCAAGCGUGCUCACUUCAGCAAAAAUCUUUCCAACACAGUUCACCUGGAGUCAGAUCUUUUAUUUCUUCAAAUUUUGUUGAUAAUUUUUGUUUAACCUUGAAUGCUUAAGGCCAAAAAUCUUACAUGUUGCACCUUGACUACAACCUCCUGUGUAAAAGAUUUGCAAGGCUUAGUUGUUAAUGCUCAACCCAGCAGCCUACAGCAAACAAGGACACGCAGAAGGUUGGUGUGACAGAAGACGAUGCUGGGGAUCCGAUAGGAUCGAGAGAGAUGAAAGCUGAAAGAGGAAGUUUAAUUUUUAAUGCUUCAUGAAGGUGUCUCCAGAAAAACAAACAAACAAACAAAAAAACUAAAAUCUAAAAACAUUGGUUAAAUGACUUUUCCCUUUCUAUUGAGGGGAAGUGGUAACUGGGUGGCUAAUGGUUAGUCCUGUGGCCAUACAAAUAGCUACCAGAAUGAACUCACCAAUAACCACUGUUACCAUGGAUCAUGAAAUAUAGGGUGGAAUCCAUCCCACAGUUAACCUGUUUACUUAACCUUAUCUAACCUAGGAGUUGCAAUUGAAAUAUAAAAUAGCACUUAAGUGACAUCAUGAGUUAAUGUGUCAUGCUAGCUAAAGCUCACCAAGCUAGCUCUAAACAGGCACAUGCCAUAACCAAAUGAAUAAAAAACAGUUCUUUACAUACCACAUUAUUGACAGCGAUGUAAACCUUUUUUAUUUGCUGGUUAAAGUCAUUAGAUAAAGUAGAGAAACUGAAAAAGGAAGCUAACAUGGAAGUGUGAAAAACUGGGGUUGACUCCAGAAGUGAUGCGAUUCAAGCUAUGUUAAUACACCAAUUUUUAAAGGAUUACAAAACAUGUUUACACUUUAGUACAAAAAACAAUUUACACAUUUUUAUAAGUCAUCCAACAGGAUAAUGGAUUGACAGGUGUCAUGUUAUGAUGUAAACAGAUAUUAGUCUCGUGUUUGUAAACUGUUUCUUACUUUUAAGAAACCCCUGAUUAGACACAGUGUCAGCCAAAAGUUUCCUGGAUGAGGAACCGAGGCAGAACAGUACACUGUAUAUUAACAAUUUGUGCAUUAGACACAGUUCAAUAAAUUGCAUUUUUUGGGAUACAGUGUGUGGAGAGAUAUUUGCAGACAGUGACACUAAGAUGACAAACAUCUGAAAUAUGGGAAAGUCUGGUGGUUCCUGAUUGCAUUAUUGCUUUUGUGCUCAGCCGGUGUUGUGCCAAAAAGUGAUUUCCAAUGUUUCCGUGUUUUGUUUUGUUUUAAAUCUUUGCUUAUCGGCUGUAGUCAACAGGAGUUGUGAAGGGGUUGUAUAAAAAAAGAAGGUAAAGGAAUUAUAUGUUUUUUGUUCUCUGUGUUCUACAUUAUAGUCAGUCAAAAGCUACAAUCAAAAAAAAUGAUUGCAGCUUCUACAAUGUGUCAGGAAUGUUCUUUCUGGCUCAAAAUGACUCAUAAGACUCAUAAGUAUCUCAUAAGAUACAUUUGACACAAUAUAGAUCAACAUUUUAAAUAUUUACGGAUUCUUUGUUUUUUGUUUUGUUUUUUGGCAAAAACCAGAAUACACUUUCUAUCACGACACUGGGAUUUGGUCUACAUCUUUGGUGGACUUUUUCAUGUUGCAUCACAAGUAGCAACUUCUGCUUCCAGAAAUGAAAAAUACCAAGGCUUCAAAAUAGGUCCAAAACCCAUUGCUCUGUCCGUCUUUUAUAUACAGUCUAUGCUUUGAAUCCACAAAAUGGAUUUUAAAAAUGUGCUACACAAAUAAAUACAUAUGCCCUAUUAUUCUGCAUUACUAAAGAACCACAACAUAUACAAUAUAUAUUUAUAUUUAUAUAUACAUAUAUAAAUGUGUGUGUGUGUGUCCUUUAUUAUUUUCAUUUAUCUGUAAUAAUCAUAACCCUUCGCCUACAUAUCCCAGAAUUCCCCGGCGUUGUUUAUUUAGGCGAAACCUCAGCUGCUCAGACUCUGCACAGGGUUGCACGGUGUGUGUGGUAGUAUUCGUAGUAAUGCGGUCCUUUCGAUUUUUGUUGCUUUGCUUCAAAAUGAAAACCAUGCUCGGCUAAAUCUGCGUUGCUGAGAGAGACAAAAACAGGAACAUGAAAUGGAGAUCACACGGGCCAGACCGUCCUUGUAUGGAGAAAUCGCACACGGCCUUGGAUUCUGGACAGACCGGUCAGCAGUGCACGAGGCUGCUGCACAAGGCAGGGCCUUCCAGUUGCAGCAGCUGAUCGAGGGAGGUGCCGCAGUUAACAUAGUGGCUGUGGACUCCAUCACCCCCCUGCACGAGGCCUGUAUACAGGGACAGGCCCAGUGUGUUAGACUGCUGCUGGAUGCUGGCGCACAGGUGGACGCUCGUAACAUCGAUGGUAGCACGCCGCUGUGUGAUGCGUGUGCAGCUGGAAGUCUGGAUUGCGUCAAGCUGCUGCUGGAGUAUGGAGCAACUGUAAAUCCUCCCCUGUUCACCUUCUCACCUCUUCAUGAAGCCUGCAUGGGAGGGAAUUCAGAUUGUGUUCAGCUCAUGAUCAAUCAAGGAGCUCACAUGGAGGCCCAUGACUGCCACUAUGGGACACCGCUCCAUGUAGCCUGUGCCAGGCAACAUUAUGACUGCGCCAAAGUUCUCCUCAACGCAGGGGCAAACGUGAAUGCUGCCAAGCUCCACGAGACAGCUCUUCAUCACGCAGCCAAGGCAAAAAACACAAAUUUGAUUGAGUUGCUUGUGGAGUUUGGGGGGAAUGUGUACGCCACGGAUAACCUGAACAAGAAACCUAUCCACUACACCACUCUGGGAUCCCCAUCGUAUCUCUGCCUCGAGUUCUUUGAGAAUAACCCCCUGAGUUUACAGCAGAUCAGCAGGGUGGCAGUGAGGAGGAUUCUCGGCACAAGAGCGCAUAAAGUUGUUUCUAGGCUGGACUUGCCUAAUCGUAUCAUAAGCUUCCUGUCUUACAUUCCGGCUCCAGUCAUUGAAAUUUAAUCGCUGGUUGCAACGGCUAUUCCUGUGGCCCUUUCUUCUGAAAAUCAUGUGACAGGAUGUUUGAGCUGACAGUGAUACCACACAGAUGUCUUAACAUUUCCCAAACUAGAUGGGUGUAUAGAUUUUUAUUUUAUUUUUUUCAGUUAAAUACGAUGACUUUUUGUCUAAGGAAACUGAAAAUGGGAUUUAUUUUUUUUUUUAA
Molecule: messenger RNA, 5523 nt
Organism: Haplochromis burtoni (Burton's mouthbrooder)
Lineage: Eukaryota; Metazoa; Chordata; Actinopteri; Cichliformes; Cichlidae
Gene: asb13b
Product: ankyrin repeat and SOCS box containing 13b
Exons: 8
Coding region: 4452-5321 (289 amino acids)
Biological process (GO): intracellular signal transduction; positive regulation of protein catabolic process; protein ubiquitination
Molecular function (GO): protein binding
Source: RefSeq, a predicted model, not a curated record